Messenger RNA from Pseudo-nitzschia multistriata, 2225 nucleotides. NCBI's taxonomy places the organism in Eukaryota, Bacillariophyta, Bacillariophyceae, Bacillariales, Bacillariaceae. The record is from the annotation of a GenBank genome assembly.
GUCAAAAACCACUUGACGUACCGUAUGAUGCGACGACUGAAGGACCAUUCAUUAAUCACUUCUACCGGUUCGUACUUCUAGGCAAAAACCUCCUCUUUGACCGGAAGAAAACACAUUACAAACCUAAGAUUUCGUACUUUUAAGAAUAGCUUUGUAUUAUUAACGCUCAAGAACAGUCAAUAAAGAAAGAGGCGACAAGGGAUACCCUCAGGAGUUAAAGAUCGAAGAAAGAAAAUGGCCGAAGGAAAGAAGAAAGCCUCUCUGAAGCGCCCGAAACGGGUUCGACUGCAAGACUUUACGUGCAUAGAAGACCCACAUCCAUAUGGUUGCCUUCCUGGAGGGAAUCGUUUCUUCGGGACGCCCUCAUCGUCAUCACCAAAGAGCACGGAUGUAAGCAAGCGAAAAGCGGAAGACGUGUUUGACGACAAGGUUUGGCAGCAGAUCAUUUCGUUCUGCGAUGGUUGCUCCUUCGGAAGGCUCGUACAAUCAUCCAGGUAUCUCUACGUUGUCGGUCACCAACCCGAAUUGUGGAGAGACCAGGUGCUUCGAAAGUGCGACGCCGAAAAACUAGUGAUAUCUAGGGUUGGGCCGUCCUGGAAAGAUACAUAUGUGCGCAUGUUCCACGACAAGAAUCACAGAAACAAUAACAGCGACAACAAUAGCAGCAAAAACGAAACCGAAACAGAUGGUGCCUCUGCGUACCGACCACACCGACCAAUGAGAAUGCCAAACGUGUAUUCCGACGACAUCUAUAGAUCUCAUUUGUGCAGGAGCUUCGCCAUACCUCCGGCGUGGCUAAAAAGUCAAGAUGCAUCGACCGAAGGGACGCAGCAACACUGGCACAGAGAAGUCGACAACAUAGCGGUGGACGAUCUGAACGCCGAAACUUUUUUUGCGAACUACGAGGAAAAGAACCAGCCCGUUGUCGUGAGUGGAGCCGCCAAUGGAAGUGCUGUGGAGAAAUGGAAGGAAUGGGACUAUCUGACCAGCAAAAACACAAAGGACUCUUACCGGAGCACCAGCGGUGCCGCCCCGCUCCCUGGAAAUUUCAGUCUGGAAGCCUACCGCGAUUACACAGUAUCGACGAGGUACCUGGAAGAAUCACCUCUUUACCUCUUUGAUCGAACCGCAUUCGCUUCUAACAGGGAGUGGGGGGACGAUUUCUUUCCGGACUUUUACGAAAAAUGUCCUUACUGGGAUCCAUCCGGGGAAUUCGGUCACGACAUGCUGCAGUACCUCGGCGAGAAGGAGCGACCCGAUCAUACCUGGGUAAUCAUGGGGCCGAAGCGCUCCGGAAGUGUCUUUCACAUAGAUCCGAAUGCAACCCACGCCUGGAAUGCCUGCAUCAGGGGCCGCAAGCGAUGGAUCUUCUAUCCUCCAGGUCAACCACGUGAGUACCGUAAGACGACUGACAUCGUGAUGUAAUAAUUGUUGUAGGCAAAAGGAGCUGAUUCCGAUUGUACGGUGCGCUGGGUUUCACUCAAUUAAAUCACAUUGCUUUUCGCAUUUCCAAUUCCCGUGCUUUGAUGUGAUCAACGACGGCAACAAAACAUAUCAUAUCAAAACAGCUCCCGGGGUCUUUCCCUCCGCGGAUGGUGACGAGGUAGCACUUCCUCUUUCCGUGGGCGAAUGGAUCAUCCAGUAUUGGAAAGAACACACCGAGCAGUACCGCAAGCGACCCGUGGACCAGCGUCCCAUGGAGUGCACCACCCACCCUGGAGACGUCGUCUUUGUCCCUCAUGGGUGGUGGCACAGCGUCGUCAAUCUUGACGACUCCAACAUUGCCAUUACCCACAACUACGUCAGCCCUAGCAACCUCGGAAACGCCCUCAAAUUUUUUGUUGAGAAGCAAGACCAGAUCAGUGGUUGUCGGGAUCGGAAGGAGAGCAUAAAGCCGGAGUACAUACACGGAGAGCUCGUGAAAGCGCUAGCGAUCAAAGAGCCCGACCACCUGAAUCGAGCUAUGAAGCAGACCGGCUGGACGUGCCGUGCCUGGGAAGAAACACCGAAGUCAGACGAGACAGUCAUUACGGACGACGAUGAACACAGCAGCAGCAGCAAUAAAAACCGCAACAAACGCAAAAUCGAUAGCGUCCAGGGGGGAAACGAGCAAGGCACAAACAAAGCAGAAGAACUGCCAACUUCCGUCAUGUCCAAGACGGAAAAAGUGCCAGCGUUUAGCUUUUCAUUUCUUUAGAACACAUGCCAAUAGUUCACGAAAGCUU